Vanrija pseudolonga is the source of this 870-nucleotide messenger RNA. RefSeq lists its product as uncharacterized. NCBI's taxonomy places the organism in Eukaryota, Fungi, Basidiomycota, Tremellomycetes, Trichosporonales, Trichosporonaceae. The record is from RefSeq and is a predicted model, not a curated record. Bases 1 to 870 code for a protein of 289 amino acids. The transcript has 4 exons.
AUGCUUGUCGCAACAUACCUCGUCUCGGCUCUCGUCUGGCUCUCCGUCGCGACGACAGCUAGCCCACUCAAGCCACGCGGUGAUGGCGGUGACGGUGGUAACGGCGGCGAUGGCGGCGAUGGUUCCGGCUCCGGCUCGGGCGGUAACGGCGGCGACGGGGGCAACGGCGGCAACGGCUCGGGCGGCGGCAAUGGCGGCAACGGCGGGAACGGGGGCAACGGCGGCAACGGUGGGGGCAGCGGCCCGAGCUGCAACUGCGCCGGCACGACCGACGGGGGCGUGAACGCGACGCGCUUCGUCUGCCAUGAUCGUCGUCUCGGGCCGAUCGUGCUCCCGAAGAAACUCCCCCUCUCGGGCUUCAUGACGACGUAUGACCGGUGGGGUCUGGCAGCCGCUGACGGACGCUUCGGCGACGCGACCUCGCCAGGCGACUUCCUCUCCAAGUGGACCGACGCGCUCGGCAACUUUGUCUACCCGCCCUUCAACGGCUUCCAGCUCGACACGAGUGGCAAGCCGAUCAACGGGAGCAUGGUGCUGGAGCCAGGCACGCUCGUCGACCGCUUUGGCUCAGAGUUUGGCUCGUUCGUCUCGGCCGCCGCCGCACCGUACAACCAGCGCGCGCUCCCGCCGUCCAACCUCGACACGAACCCCGCCGCGCCCGACUUUCCCUUCAACUACCACGUCUACCAGGUCGUCAAGCCGCUGACGGUGAACGGCGGCCCGAUCGCGCCGUGGUUCGGCCAGCCGGGUUUGGGUGCCCAGUUCUACACUGGCGACGUGGGGAACAUUAUGAGCCUGAUCAGCCAGGGAUACCUUGAGCGCAGGGACCCCGAGGUGCUCAUCUCCAAGGAGCAGGGGUGCGUGGGGUGA